UGGAUAUCUUUGAAACAGAAAGAAGAUUACAAUCUGCUUUGGGUUUGUUUCUAGAAAGGAUUUUGGAACACAUUACAACCUCUUGGACUAAAAAUAUUGAUAUGGUUUUGGUCCCCGUUGAAGAGUACAAAACAUUGGAUACUAAAAAACCCAGCUCAGAACCACUAUAUCUACACUUUGAUUUCGACGCCGAUUUAUUGGAAACUGAUGAUAAAAUAGAAGAACAACUAAGACAAAUAUCUGAAGUCAUUAUCAAACAUUCCAACGGAAGUGGAACGAACUCAAACAUUACUGCAACACUUUUACCCAUUAGUCCUGAAAUUAUACCAACCACAACAGAAGCUUUUGCCCAAGCACAGACGCCUGCAAUAAACAACCUUCCUGUUUCUAUAACUUUUCGUCAAGAGUUAGAUAUUUCAUUUUCAAAAAAUAAUUAUCGGUGCAUUCAUGAAUGUAUCAAAAUAGGCAAAAAAAUAGUGUUUACUGAUCACUCUUAUAAAAAGAGAGUAAUUAUUUGUGAUGUAGAUGGUGCAAAUGUCCAGCUCUUUCCUCUUUCCUAUGCCCCGUGUUACAUUACAGAGGUAGAUACUAACACUGUUGCAGUAUCAUGUUCGUAUAACAAAAUAAUACUGAUAGUAAAUUUAACUACAGGUUCUAUCACCAGUACAAUCAAAACUAGUGAUUUCUGUUGGGGUAUUUCGUAUGAUGGUAAUAACCUGUACGCUUUGGUUGGUAAAUUACUGAAGGUUAUAAACAUGACAGGUAAUGUAAUACAUACUAUACUUUUACCUUCAGUUCGAACCUGCGGUAUUGCAAUACACAAAAACAGGUUGAUAUGUAUAGACAAAGCAGCAAUAUACUGCUGCUCUCUAGAUGGAAAACUAAUGUGGAAGUUUCAAAACGAUAAAUAUAGAAAUUUAUAUCAUGUGACAAUAGAUGAUGAUGACAAUAUUUAUGUAACUGAUAGGGACACGAGCACGGUAAUAGUAGUAUCUGCAGAUGGUCGACAUAAUAGAGAAAUUCUUACUCAAUCAGAUGGACUAUACAGACCGACCGGAAUUCAUUUUGACAAAAACGAAAAUGUUAUGCUCGUUUGCAAUGAAAAUAACAGAAAGGCAUUUCUUUUUGAUGUAAUCUAAUUGCUAUUUUUUCAUAUGCUUAUAUGAACUGCGUCGGAUUGAAAAACCUUAUACAAGUGCACGUAUACAUGUACAUGUAUAAGAUUUUGAUUGAUUUUGGAACAUUUAAAUACGAAAUAAAAGAUGAAUUUGGGUCUGUUUUGUAGGGUUCUAACAUCAACUCAAUUUGCAAACAGAGAUUUUUUUCAACCCGAAAUAAGUCAACAUAUGUAUUGAUAUUCAUUUGCAUAAGGUUGAUUUUUAUCCGACACAGCUCAUAUAUUAUUUGUUCUACGUACUCAAUUCAUAUAAAUGAAUUAACAAAUCAAUGAGGAAACGUAGAGGUCUUUUUAUUCGUUUUAUCUUUGCUUAGGCCAAAUUUUAAGCCGUCUUGCUGAUUAGUUUUAAAUGUAAUUAAAAAAAUACUUUUUAGAAUCCCGCAAUAAGUAAGGGCUCAUUCAUUUGAUUUUAGUUAUUUGUAUGCCUGAAAUCAAUCAUUGCUUUAAAAUAAAAACCUCCUGCACACAUACAGCAAUACACAUGCAAGAACUUUUUUUAAAAAUUAAGACCGUUUUUACUGAUUUCUAAAAGAUAGAAAAUCGUAUUCUUUCUUCCCUUCUAAAACAUAUUUUCUCAAAAUUUUAGAUAGAAAAAUUGAUUUUAAAAGUAUGUCCAACAUUAAAGACGAAGCAAAUGGCUGGCAGUUUCCCCUUAAACAUAUCUAAUAUAUAAUAAUUAGUAUAUAUAAAAAUAAUUAUAUAUAGUACUUUAUAUAUGAAAUCAGACAUAACCUUUGUCGAUAGACUUAUAAUUUUGAAUUAUGAAAAUACAUUUGUUUGGAGAAAACAAAAGAUCAUAUUAUCUGUUGUAUUUAUGUUAUAGCCUUUUUUUCUGGUCUACCCUUUCACAAUAAUUUAUAAACUUUUGUUGAUGUUCUUUUAAAAUUUUUAUCUUAAUUUCACCUUGACAACCUUGACAACAAAUGAGGCAACCAUUUCAAGUAGGAAUAAACUGUAAACACAGAGAUAUGUCUCGCCUUUUUGUACUUUUGAUAAUGCAAAUGUUGAAAUUAAAAUAGCAAUACUUUAA
This is a messenger RNA of Mytilus californianus (California mussel), 2207 nucleotides long. RefSeq lists its product as uncharacterized. Bases 102 to 1139 code for a protein of 345 amino acids. The record is from RefSeq and is a predicted model, not a curated record. Gene Ontology annotation, molecular function: protein binding. The transcript has 3 exons. Lineage: Eukaryota; Metazoa; Mollusca; Bivalvia; Mytilida; Mytilidae.